UCGCCAUCGAGUCAGCACCUCUCUCAUCUCCAUCGUCUCUCCUGAAAGUGAAAACCAGUUUUUAAUUGAAUUAAAAUCAGAAUGACUCUGAUUCCGUGCAACGCUCAAAGUGAGAAACUCUUCCGGCCGUGGGAUUCAGAUUGCGGCGCAUCCGCCCGCACCAGCAACAGCAAAGAAUCUUCUCCGGCCGCUGCAAUCAUCCUGGCCAUGAAGGAAGAACAACACGACCGGCUCUUGGUCGUCAGCUCGCCGGAAUCUUCACCAUCCGGAGCUCAUUCCUCAUCUUCAUCCGGCGCUUCCUCUUGUGACGAGUCGGAAGCUUCUUCAUCCAGCAGCAGUUUGGGUGCUGGAUCACCAGCAGCUUCCGCCUAUUCUUAUUCGGCCAUCCAGCAGGCCUACUCGGCCCACAUGAUGUCCCUGGGCCACCACCACCAGCCGUCGCCUUUCCUUGCUUCCGGAUGGAUGCCCAGCGCCGACACCUUUCCCCAUCCGUAUCACCUACACCACCACCACCAGUUGCCACAGCAUUUCCAGCCGGAAGCUCCGUCGAUGGAACGAUUUUUGGCUUCACUGGAAUCUUCGCCGGAAGCUUUGCAUCCGAGCCGAUUGGCCGCCCUGGGAAUGGGCCCCAACGAGAUUGGCGAACUUUACCAAAUGGCCGGAUUCAAGCCACUGAUCCAGCACCAUUACCCGUCGGCCGCCAUGGCCGGAACCACCUCCUCCUCCCACCAUCACAAUCCGUCUUCCGGUUCGGGCAAUAAGAAGCAGCGACCCAAGCGAUUCCGGUGCCCGCACUGUCAGGUGGCCUUUAGCAACAAUGGCCAACUCAAAGGCCACGUCCGCAGUCACACUGGAGAGAGACCGUUCAAAUGCGAUGAGGAAUCGUGCGGGAAAACGUUCACCCGCAACGAGGAAUUGACCCGUCACAAACGAAUCCACACGGGACUGAGGCCGUUCUCGUGUGCCGUCUGUUCCAAACGAUUCGGCCGACGGGAUCACCUGAAAAAGCACAGCCGCAUCCAUCAGCGCAGCAGCAGUGGCCAUUCCGCCUCUUCCGCCGCCCACCACGGAUUGAACACGAGCGGAAGCUCCAGCGGUGGCGGCCAACUGGACCUCCACCACCUCCCGUACCACUACCACGGCGGUUUGAGCGUUCUUCAGCCCGCUGGAUCAAUUCCGUCUUCUUCUUUAUCCGGCGGAAGUAGUUUUUCCUUCCAGUGAAUCCUCCUCGACUGAGUCGCUGUCUAUAAUUACAUAAUAAUACCUCGCGCAGAUUGUCCAUAUCGUAAUGUACAUAAUUGAAAUUGUGUAUUUGUACACUCGUCGUUUAUUCUGAA
This is a messenger RNA of Daphnia pulicaria, 1337 nucleotides long. Its product is annotated as transcription factor Sp9-like. Gene Ontology annotation, biological process: regulation of transcription by RNA polymerase II. The coding region runs from base 82 to 1221 and encodes 379 amino acids. The transcript is spliced from 2 exons. NCBI's taxonomy places the organism in Eukaryota, Metazoa, Arthropoda, Branchiopoda, Diplostraca, Daphniidae. Gene Ontology annotation, molecular function: DNA-binding transcription factor activity, RNA polymerase II-specific; RNA polymerase II cis-regulatory region sequence-specific DNA binding. The record is from RefSeq and is a predicted model, not a curated record.